GAGAGAGAUAGAUUUGUGUUUUGCAGACACCCCUCCAUUAUGACUUGGCAUCGCCCAGAUUGUAACAGUUUCUCUGUAGGUUUCCUGUUCAGUUACUUGAAGGGACUGACCAUGGCGGCCACAGAGAUAGCUCGGCAGAUGGGUGAAGAGUGCCGUACUCUUCCUCUUUCUGGGCAUGUGGGAUUUGACAGCCUGCCGGACCAGCUGGUUAACAAAUCAAUUAAUCAUGGCUUUUGUUUCAAUAUCCUCUGUGUGGGAGAAACCGGUCUUGGAAAAUCCACCCUUAUGGAUACAUUGUUUAACACAAAGUUUGAGGGGGAGCAAAGUUCUCACUCCCAGCCUGGAGUUCAGCUGAAAUCCUGCACAUACGAUCUCACAGAGAGUAACGUACGUCUGAAAAUAAUGAUUGUCAAUUCCAUAGGAUUUGGGGACCAAAUUAACAAGGAAGACAGUUACAAGCCCCUUGUGGAGUUCAUUGAUUCCCAGUUUGAAGCCUACUUGCAGGAAGAGCUGAAGAUUAGGCGAGUUCUUCAUAACUACUACGAUUCUCGUAUUCAUGCGUGCCUGUACUUCAUCGCCCCAACUGGCCAUUCUCUGAAAUCUAUAGACCUGGUCACUAUGAAGAAACUAGACAGCAAGGUUAACAUCAUUCCUAUCAUUGCAAAGUCGGACUCCAUUUCAAAAAGUGAACUAACCAAAUUUAAGAUUAAAAUCACGAGUGAGCUGGUCAGUAAUGGCGUGCAGAUCUACCAGUUUCCCACUGAUGAUGAAACUGUGGCGGAAAUUAAUGGGACAAUGAAUGCUCACUUGCCGUUUGCAGUUGUUGGGAGUACAGAGGAAGCCAAAAUUGGAAACAAAAUGAUGAAGGUCCGGCAAUACCCAUGGGGCACUGUUCAAGUUGAAAAUGAAUCGCACUGUGACUUUGUAAAGCUUCGGGAAAUGCUUAUACGGGUGAAUAUGGAAGAUCUGCGGGAACAGACGCACACACAUCAUUAUGAAUUGUACCGACGGUGCAAGUUAGAGGAAAUGGGGUUCAAGGACACAGACCCUGACAGUAAACCAUUCAGCCUACAAGAGACAUAUGAAGCAAAAAGAAAUGAGUUUCUGGGUGAUUUGCAGAAGAAAGAGGAAGAAAUGCGACAGAUGUUUGUGCAAAGGGUAAAAGAGAAGGAAGCCGAAUUAAAAGAAGCAGAAAAAGAGCUCCAUGAGAAGUUUGACCGUUUGAAGAAAUUACACCAAGACGAGAAAAAAAAGCUUGAGGAUAAGAAGAAAAGCCUGGAAGAUGAAGUCAACGAAUUUAAGAAACGUAAGACGGCAACAGAGUUACUCCAGUCCCAAGCACAACAAGCAGGAGGAUCACAAACCCUAAAAAGGGAAAAGGAGAGGAAAAACUUCUUUUAAUCUGUCUUCACAUCUGUCAGAAGGAGAAGACUGCUCUGUAGAAGAUGUAGAGGUCCUGUUUUAUCUGGGAAUGGGAAAGGAAUAAUAGUUAAAAAAGCAAACAAACCACAUAAUUAUCCUAACCAAUGGUGUCAAUAAUUGAACGGUGUGCUUCUGUGACUUGCAUGGUAUCCAUUGAGGAAAUGGUUAACAUUUGAAGGUAUAUGCAGCAUAUUUUUAAUAAAACUAAACCGUACUGCAUAUUAACAUCCUUCACUAACAAGAGCACUUAAACAUAGUGUAACAAUUGACAUGUUUGCUAUGGACAUUGGCUAAUGCAUACUGCUGUUCUAUAUACCCAGAGAGCAAUGCUCAGGUCAGUGCUGACAAGGA
Nanorana parkeri is the source of this 1773-nucleotide messenger RNA. It is a transcript of the gene SEPTIN6, whose product is annotated as septin 6. Lineage: Eukaryota; Metazoa; Chordata; Amphibia; Anura; Dicroglossidae. The transcript is spliced from 10 exons. The record is from RefSeq and is a predicted model, not a curated record. The coding region runs from base 40 to 1401 and encodes 453 amino acids. Gene Ontology annotation, biological process: cilium assembly; cytoskeleton-dependent cytokinesis. Gene Ontology annotation, molecular function: molecular adaptor activity; GTPase activity; GTP binding. Gene Ontology annotation, cellular component: cell division site; septin ring; septin complex.